AUGGCUCGGAAAUCUACAGGGCGCAUCAGUCCAAAGCACAUCGUCUCUGUCUUGAACUCGCCUGCCGUUUCCUCCUCUUCGCCAGAACCCCGUCAACUAGCGGCUUCCAACGUGGUGCGCCGGAAGAAGAACAUUCGUCCAAACUUGGCAGAUGCGACUAUUCCUGUAACCUAUACACCAACCACCCAUCGCAUCAGCAAGGCCAAGAAGGGAAAACGUGUACAUGCCUGCCAAUACCCAGCAUGCGGAAAGGUCUUCACCAGGGCAGAGCACCGAAGACGCCAUGAGUUGAACCACAACCCCGAGGCAUCGUACCGCUGCGCAACAGAAGGAUGCAACAAGGCAUUUCACCGCGCUGAUCUGCUUGUGCGCCACAUGGAGAGACAUGAACUCGAAUCGAAAUCAGAAAAGUCCUCAUUGGCACCCAACCCCAUCACCGAGUCCCCUGUCUCGCCCUGUAUGUCAAUGGACCACGGAAUUCCAUUGGCUGCAACCUCCCAUUCACACUCCAUGUCCAUCGGCGCACUCGUGGCUCCUGGCAUCCAUCCGGAUCUUGCCAACAACGACUGCUCAUUACUGUGGAGCGGCAUCGAAUUGCCCCUACAGCCCCGCCCGGCUUUCCACAGCCAGCUGCCCGAGUCUGUCGACGACAGCCCGUUCUAUUCUUCCCCCGCAGAGACCUGCCCCUCGCCUCUGUCGGAUGCGACUUUUUCUCUUCCUCCAUACUCGAGCUCCUCCAUCUCUUCCGCUGGGUCUGUCAUCGACCAGUACCCGAGCAAUAUCGUGAAGAGCGAGCUCACUUCGUCCCCGCUUCAGAUGCACACUCCGCUCCGUUGGAGUACUGAGGGUGGCAUGCCUCCGUCGGACCUGGUCCCCAUGUCUAUGGGGGAGAACAUGAUCCAGCCUGUUCAGUGCCACUAUCCCUCUCCUUCGUGGUCCAGCGCAGACUGCCUUCCAUACGAUCAUUCCAUGCACCAGUUCCAGCCGGUGAGCUGGGCCAUGUGA
Messenger RNA from Penicillium roqueforti, 1005 nucleotides. Its product is annotated as transcriptional regulator family: C2H2 zinc finger. Gene Ontology annotation, biological process: regulation of transcription by RNA polymerase II. Bases 1 to 1005 code for a protein of 334 amino acids. The transcript has 3 exons. Gene Ontology annotation, molecular function: DNA-binding transcription factor activity, RNA polymerase II-specific; RNA polymerase II cis-regulatory region sequence-specific DNA binding. Lineage: Eukaryota; Fungi; Ascomycota; Eurotiomycetes; Eurotiales; Aspergillaceae. Gene Ontology annotation, cellular component: chromatin. The record is from RefSeq and is a predicted model, not a curated record.